GGGGAAAACCGAAGCAAGGGCAGGAAAUCAAUUUACAAUCACAACUGCUCACCAUUAGCCAUUAAAAUUGCGUCAAUCAAGAGAAAAACCUCGCCAUUGCCCGCAGCAACAUCGAAGCUAGCCAAUUUCAGCCAACAGGACGCACAACAGCAGCAGGAGCAAAAGUCCGGCGAAUUUAAGGCAGCAGCUGUCAGCCAAUUGGUGGCAACAGUUGUCCAGACAACAACAUCCGUAGCCACAACAGCAGCAGCAGCAGCAGCAACAACAGCAGCAGCAGCAGCCGCAUCAGCAGCGGCGGCAGGAGCAACAACAGUAGCAGCAGCACAAGCAGCAACACCGAAAGGAGCAACACCCGCAGGAGCAACACUAUCAGCCGUUAAAUAUCCUAAGGCCAGCUCCUUGAGUCAGCAGCAACCAACAACAACACCACCACCGCCGCCGCCACCACCACCGCCACCAACCACACCACCUCUACAGGAAGCCGCAGCGGUAGCAACAACAAGUGUUGCCGGGACAACAGCAACACACGCAGCAAAGGCCAGCAAAGCCACAAGCAGAACAAGCAGCAGUAGCAGCAACAGCAACAGCAGCAGCGGCAACAACAGCGACAGCGGCAACAGCAACAACAUAAACAGCAACAACAGCAGCGGCAGCAACAGCAAGAGCAGCAGCAGCAGCAAUAACUGCAACAGCAGCAGCAACACCACCAGCAACACCACCAGCACCACCACGACGCUGUACACGUGCUCCAGCGCCUCCUCGUCGCUGAUUGCCCAGCCGCCGCCAACAAAGAUAUUUAAGACGGAUCACCAUCUGUGCGCCGCCUACGGACUGCCGACCGCCACCGCCGCCGCUGCUGUUGGUGGGCAUCCCUGCGUCUACUGCGUGAUACCUGUGCCCGUGGGGAGCUCGUCUAGCGCCGCCGCCGCACCUCCAACAUCGCGCAGCGCCUUCCCCGGCGCCCCGCUCACCGCCUCAGCCGUCGCACUCAAGGGCGCCCUCCCACAGCGGCCACCGGCCAUGACAAGUCCCGCAGCCGCUGCCGCUGGCGCCGCUCUGGCCGCCGGUGCUCCAUACCGCGGCGCCGCCAGCUGGACCCCGCAGGGCUAUGCCCCGGCCGCUGCCGCAGCCGCCGCUGCUGUCGCCCAGCAGGCAGCCUACCGCUAUACGGCGCCGCUGCCCCAGCCGGCGUAUGCCGCCUAUACGCCGCACACGGCCACCACACCGGCCACAACCACGGUAAGUUUUCUAAACCAACCUGUGGACUAUUAUUGGUACGGUCAGCGAGUGCCGACGGCAGCCUCACCGAGCAACACCAACUCGAGCAGCUCCUCGAACACGGGCUCCCAGAGCGGCACCCUGAGCACCAGCCUGAGCAACACGACGAACACCAACACGAACAUGGGUCCCAACGGCACGGUACAGAAUCAAAACCAACAGGGCGGCGAGCAGUUGUCCAAGACAAAUCUCUACAUUCGCGGACUGCAGCAGGGCACAACCGACAAGGAUCUAGUUAAUAUGUGUGCACAAUACGGAACCAUUAUAUCAACCAAGGCUAUUUUAGAUAAAACAACAAACAAAUGUAAAGGUUACGGCUUCGUCGACUUCGAGCAGCCAGCCUUCGCCGAGUGCGCCGUAAAAGGAUUGCAGGGGAAGGGCGUGCAAGCUCAGAUGGCCAAAGUGGGUAUCUGGGUGCUUCAUAGGCCGGCCAUUCAACAGGAACAGGAUCCCACAAAUUUGUAUAUUGCAAAUUUGCCGCCCCACUUCAAAGAAACUGAUCUGGAGGCAAUGCUAUCGAAAUACGGACAAGUUGUUUCGACCAGAAUAUUGCGUGAUCAGCAGAUGAACUCCAAGGGCGUUGGCUUUGCCCGCAUGGAGAGUCGCGAGAAGUGCGAGCAAAUCAUUCAGAUGUUCAAUGGUAACACAAUACCGGGUGCCAAAGAUCCCCUGCUGGUUAAGUUUGCCGAUGGCGGACCAAAAAAGAAGAAUCUCUUCAAGACGCCCGAUCCGAAUGCGCGUGCGUGGCGCGACGUCUCCGCGGAGGGGAUUCCCGUGGCCUACGAUCCCACAAUGCAGCAGAAUGGAGUUAGCGUGAACGUGGGCACGCCCAUCGGAGUGCCCUACUCCCGCUUCAGCGCCCCCCAGGUGGGUGGCUAUCCAGUGGCCGGCUCACAGUGGAUACCCGGUUACAUGAUGACCCAACCGAUCACUCAGGUAGAUGAUCAGACUUCAUAUUCUCCACAGUACAUGCAGAUGGCUGCUGCCCCGCAGCUGGGAGUGACCUCAUACAAACCGGAGGCGGUUAACCAGGUGCAGCCCCGUGGCAUCUCGAUGAUGGUUAGCGGCGAUACGGGCGUGCCAUAUGGAACGAUGAUGCCUCAGUUGGCCACCCUGCAGAUUGGCAACUCUAACUUUUCUCCAUCGUUACAGUAUAUUAGUCCAACUUAUCCAUAUUAUGCACCACCACCAACUAUUAUACCAACAAUGCCAAUGACAGAUUCCGAACAGGCUAGCACAGCUGCAUCACCCGACGAGGCAUACACACAGUAUCCACAUCAAGCCGCUCCCAAAUAGGUCUUCGCGAGCUAUAAUAUAUUAGUACCCCAUUUGAGUACUAUAUAAAUUGGACGAGAGUGAGAGCAAGCCUGGUGGAAGCGGAACAGCCAGGGAGGAAGGAGAAUCAACAUCAAAAGCAGAGGAUCGGAUAAAGGAGUCUACAACAACCACCACAUGAACAACAACUAGAAGAGGAAACUGCUAAAGCAACAACAUCGGCAGAAGAAUGAAAAACACAGCAUGCAGAAUCUAGAGAAAAGCCAUCCCGAAAAGACGGGAAAAUCCCCGAGAGCGGUGGCAGAGAAAUAAUGUAUAAAUAAGAAGGUUGGAUGUGAGGAUGAAGUUUAGGGGGUUACAUGAAUGCGAAAAGUAAAGCCGGUCUCCGAAGAGACGAGCGCAUAAGACGCGAGAAAAAAGUGAAGAAAAGCAAAGACUAAACUUAAAUAAUAGAGAAUAGUUAUACACUAAAUAAACAACCAGAGAAGCAAAAGCAGUGCGGCAACCAUUGCCAAAAGAAACAGCGGCAAACGAGAGAAGAGCAGUCGAAGAUAUUUACAAAAAGAGAACUGCAGGAUGCGAAGAGAAAGCAAAGUCAAAGGAAAUUCACUUGGGGGUCGUAAGAACUUGAGGAAAUCUGCAGAGAGAAAAAAAACAAAAACUAUCGCAGAUUAGAGUUAAGUUAACUUUGUUAAGCGCAAGAGGAAAAUCAAUUGCAUGGGGGAAACCGAUGGGAAGAGCGAUGUAAAAAUAGAAGAGAAAAUAAAAAGAAACUAUUUUGCUAAUUUUGAGCUAGCAAAACCUAAGCAGACAGAAAUUUGUGAAGUGAAAGAUGGGAAAAAAGCGAAACAGCAACAAAAACAAAAAUAAAUGUGUGUGCAAUGUAUGUUAAAAACCCGUAAGGAAAAACAGAGCAAAUAAAAACGAAACAAAAUCCAUUUCGAUGAUGAUAUAAACAAAGCAUAAAUCUUAAGUCAAACUGCGGCGGCAACAAAGAAACCCCCAGAAGAACGAAGAAAGCGCAACGAUGCGCAGAAGAAAGCAAAACUUUUUUACCUUAGAGGCAACGUUUUCUUUGUUGUGGCCUGCUAAAGAAGAUUUUUACGAUGAAACUCAGACUCUACCUAUGUUUUGUUCUGUUUGUCUAAUUUGUAAUAUUUAUUUUGUAUUUUUGUUGAAUCGUGUUGAACAGCACAAAGAACGGAAGCAGAGGAAAGCGUAGAUAGCCACAAAGAGAAAGGAGAUCUUUGGUUUGUUUUCUCCUUUUGUUGGUUUCUUGAACCAAACAUGCAAAUUGUAUAAAGCAAAGAUCCGAAGAAAAGAAAACAAAACAAAAAACAAACCUUAAAAAAGAAAUGUCUAUUUCCCCCCCCAUUUGACAUUCGUUUUGUGCUAUCCAAGCAGUCAGAAAGAAGUAAAAAAAAAAAAUGUAUGCAAAAGAAAUGAGAAGAAGAAGCCUUUGAAACGGGCAAAAAUCUAGUAUUAAGUCUUAGCAAAACAAAAGUAAGAAAAUUGCAGUAAGCAAAAACAGAUUUAGUAGUUCUAGAGAUCUAAAAGAAAGCAGAAGAUGUGGAGAAUAAGCAAAAGCUUACAAAGACCGAGAGGAAAAUGGGGAAUCUUGUACUAGUUUUUAGCAUAUUUUUUGUGCUCAUCAGUCGAUUUAAUGAAUGAAUUUUUUGUAGCUGUCUACAGUUUUUUACGUUAACUGUUUUUUAGACAUAUUAAUGAGGAAAGUAAAAACCAACAAAAACAACAUAGAUAUAGUAUAUUUUUUCUGCAUAUGACGAAGUUGUUGAGGCAGGUGAAGAAUGAUGUUUGAUUAGCAUGGAAACCAAGAGGCAAACACUUUUUAAAAGGGAAUAGCGAAACAAACCGAGACAACACACAAGAAGUAGCAAAACACAGUAAACAGAAAAUAAAAUUUGAAACUGUAGCAUUGUAGUUUAGCUUUGUGAAGGUGACGGCUGGAGAAGAAUGUACGAUUUUUUGAAGGAUCAGCUAGGAUCGAAAAGAACAACAGCAACAACAACAGCAGCAGCAGCAGCAACAACAACUGGCACAGGCAGUAGCAGAAAUGUAUAACAAAAACCAAGAAAAUUAAUGUUAAAUUACAAAAAAAAAACAAAAUGAAGUAAGAUAGAAGAGAAACUACGUUUAGUAAACUUAGUUAGUAAGCAAAGAUUUCUUUAGUCUUGUAAGCGUCUCUUAAGUAGAGUUGAACAUGAAGUUGAGUAUGGAGUUUAGAAUUGAAAUUUAACCUUUUUCAAAGCCUAGCAUAUUUAUUUUUCCGAGACACACACAUACACACACACUGGACAGAGAGAAACAAACACACCAACACGGACACACCUAUCAAGCCUAAGCAUUGUAUUUGUGAUUUUUUCGAAUGUUAAUUGAUUAGCGAAACACGAUGAGCAAAAUAAGCGAAACAAGGGAAACAUCAAGUGGGCGAUGUGGGUGGGAGAAAGUGUGGCGAAGUGAGAACUUUUUGAGAAUCUCCGUUUGAGCAAGGACACCCUCUCACCACAAACAACAUUCCUGAGCAAAGUCUUUGAUUUGAUUUUGAUAUAUAAAAAUUUUUGUAUGUGUUGAUACGAUUUGAUUUUCGAGUUUAGAGCUGUCGAGUCGCCUAACUGAACUAUCUACAUAUAUAUACAUUAUAUAUAUAUAUAUAUACAUAUAUAAAAACGUAAGAAACACAACGCCAAAAGUCUUCCUAAGCCUAAAACCAAAACAACAACAUAAUGCAAAUGUUUUUUUUUUCAUAUUACGAUUAUUUGCUUUAGACUGACUACGAACUGAAACUGUAACAAUAACAACAAAUGCAGGAUUGUAAACCCAAAAAUAAAAAGAAAAGAAAUGAAAAUGUAACACAAUACACCUAGAAUCACCUCCUGAAGUUAAUGCAGGCAUCGCAAAAGAUAUCUAUUUUGCCAAGACAUUCCAAAAGCGAAAUUGUUUAAAGAGAAAUUCGUGCAAGAUGCCUGCAUUUGUUGUCCUUAAAAAAGAAGAAUCACAAAUACAAGAACCACUCAUUGGGAGGAUAUUUUUGAAAGAUUUUCAAUCCUGUUUUCCUCGAAACAACAAACACAACACACGCACACACAUACACCUCCACCCUGCCCCACUAAAAAAAAAAGAAGAAACAAAAAACUCACACACAAAGUGCAAUUUUCUUUCUGUAGUUUUCAUUGAUUUUACUUUGUUAGCAGGAAAAGCAACUUAAGCAAAUUGAGAAAGCAUUAAAGUCUAAGUUAUUUAUAAAUCGACGAAGGAAACGAGAUGAGCUGGGGCCGUGUCUUAUCGCCCCGCCCUCCCUAGGAAAGUGAAAAUGAAAUUUAUGUUUUAGUGAACGGGAAUGAAAUCGAGUCGAAGAAGCAGGAGAAGAAACCUAGUAUAUAAGAUCAAAGCCUAGUGCGUAAGUUUAGAAAAUCUAAGUACAGUGUUGACAAGCAAAGAAGAACGCAGAUGCGGAAACGAGUAGCGUAGUGAACGAGAAAAAGAAAUGUAGCAAGAAAGACGGAGUCGAGUAGGACAUAUGAUUUCUAGUUGGUAGCGAAAGGAGAAAGAUUAGUUGGUUAGUUGGAGUGCAACACACGUAGAAAGUUGUAGUUUUUGUGUAGUUAGAGCGACAGUGUUGAAGAAUGCCGCGUCGCACAGUUUGAGGUUAGGUUUAAUUUCUGAAAAUAAACGUAAGGAUGAGAUGAGAUGAGAUGCAUGGAUAAAAGCAAAGGACGUUGGCGAGGGUAAAACAAUAAAAAUCAACCGACGAGGAGUGUUCUAAUCUAAAAAGCUAUACUGACUUUUUGUGUGUGUAUUUAAAUCUACUUUGACAAGAAACCAAACUGGGAACUCGUUUGUUUUGCGUCUGUAUUUUGUUUUAAUUUAACGCGUUUUACUUUAGUUUUUUAACUAAUUUUAAGUAGUUAAUUUAUUAUUUGUCUUAAAAUCGCCGAGACCCCAAUCAAAAUUCAAGAUUGCUUGGGUAUCUCGCCCCUGAUUGAAAACCUCUCGCAAGAGAAGCGAAUCGAUUAAAUUUGAUGCAAGUGUUGAAGUAAUUUUUAAAAUUCAAACAAAAAAAAUGUCUAGUGCGUAAAAUUGAAAACUAAAAACAACAAAAAUUUCAAUAAAAACUAAAAAAAAAACACAAAAAAUAAAUCAAUUUGGUUUUAAGUGCGUUUUUCUUCGUUUAGUUUUGCGUUUUCAUUCGAUGUGAUUUCUUAGUAGUAAAAUGUUUGCUAUAUGAAUUACCAGUACGCUUUUUCACAACCCACACCACAUAGUUACCAAUAACGAUAACGAAUUCCUAAAUUAAUUCCUAAUUGAUCCCCACUUUAUUGAAUUAGAUUGUGUUUGGAACAGGAGGCAAACUUAGUCGUCUUAGUCGUUGUUUAGGGGCGGGCAGAGCAGAGCGUGAGUGUCGAGCUGGAGAAAUAAAUGAACAUUUUUUAAUUAAGCCAAUUUAAGGAAAUGAUGAAUAUAUAUUUUUUUGAAACUUUUUUGACGAAACCAUGAAUAUAAACAAAACAAACAAAAAACCAAAAACAAAAUGAAAAAUGAAUAAUGCAAAAUGAAAAAUGGAAAACACAUAAAGGCGAGUGGGAGCGCGGAGCCAGAGGAAUGAACGCUAGCAAAUCGAUGGGAAUAUGUGGCAUGGUGGUAUGAAAACAAGCUCAUUAUAUUUAAAAAAUAAAUAAGACAGUUUGGGAAUGGAAAAUAAAUGGAGGGCAUAUUGUAGGAGAGUAAGGGGAAAGGGAAGAGAACACGACGACAAAUGCGUAAACUAACUUUAAGUAAGCGUAAAAUGCAAGCAGCUAAUUAAACUUAGAAACAGAAAUACUUAAAUGAGAGUAAUGUACAUUUCGCUUGUUGCUAUUUUUAAGUUUUAAAUCAAAGUCUUUUAAAGAACUUUAUUCAUUUUCUUAUUAACAAUGAUACCAAAAAAAAACCCAAAAACCAAAAAAAAAAUCAAGCAAAGCAAAUGCGCAAACUGGUAAAAUUAAAUCAGAUGAAAAACCAAACUAAAUCUCUCUUUGUAAUCCUCCAGAAAAACAAAUUAACAAACUGAAGAAAAGAUCGAUCGAAAGCAUGAGGAAUCCUUUUCAACUCUCUGUGUAUUUUUUAAAGUAUUAUUUUUUGCAUCAAUGUGACGCUUCUAAGCAUUUUUAUAUGGCGAAAGAAUUGUAUUCAAAUCUCUAGUAAAAGCUAAAAUGAAGAACACGAAAAAACCAAAACCGAAAACCAAAAAAAUGACAAGAAAAGUGUGAAAAAGCGCAAUCUUUGCUACAACUUUCAAAUUUAUACGCGUACUUUUUGUGCCCUCAACUCUAAUGCAAAAGAUCAUUCAUGAAGGAUAACUGAAUUGGAGAUCGAGAGAUAACAGUUUAAAAAAAAAAACC
This is a messenger RNA of Drosophila yakuba, 7952 nucleotides long. RefSeq names its product protein alan shepard (gene shep). Gene Ontology annotation, molecular function: poly(A) binding; poly(U) RNA binding; mRNA 3'-UTR binding. The coding region runs from base 1021 to 2574 and encodes 517 amino acids. The record is from RefSeq and is a predicted model, not a curated record. Gene Ontology annotation, cellular component: nucleus; ribonucleoprotein complex; cytosol. The transcript is spliced from 11 exons. NCBI's taxonomy places the organism in Eukaryota, Metazoa, Arthropoda, Insecta, Diptera, Drosophilidae.